GCCUCUCGCACAUCUUUCUUCCCAUCAGCACGCACACACAAACUCCCACACUCCCAAACUCCUACACAAACAACGAAGCAAAGAAAGAGAGGAACGUGCUUGCGCACCCAAACCCUAUCUACCUAAGUAUGUAUGUAAGCAUCCAACUCCAAACCCAAGCCCAAUGCCUGAUGCACCCGACCCUAACCCCAAACCUAAACGCCUCACUCGUCCCAUCCUCCCUCAUCCUUUCACAUCCCCCUCAAUUUCCCAUCCCCUCAACUCUUCCCCUUAGCACAGCACACAGCUCACAGCCCCCUCGGCGGCCCCCCAUGAUACGGAUCCCUGGGCCAAGCCGGCUCGCCGCUCUUGGUGCCCUGGGGCGGGGGAGGCGGCUUGGAGAGGACGGGGCGGGUGGGCGUGGGACGGGGGACCCAGAGCGUUUGCUUGGCCUUCUUCUUGUUGCUGCUGAUGAUGGUUGUUGUGAUGGUGGGGUACCGUGGGUAGGGGUGGAAGGGGAGCGUCGUCUUUGUUGUCUUUGUGGUUGUGAUGGCCAUUUUGAUGGUUGUGGUGGUGGUGGUUGUUGGUGGUUGGUUGUUGUGUGGUGGUCGUCUGUAUGCACGCACUGACUAGGUAUGCGUUCGCGGCGGCGGUAUGUAUGUAUAUAUGUAGGUGUUUGACGACAACAAAAGGCUGAAGUGUCGUAGGUAGGGAUGUAUCUGUGUAUGUCCGUCCGCUCAAUAGAGUUGAAAGUUG
This is a messenger RNA of Aplosporella prunicola CBS 121167, 735 nucleotides long. RefSeq lists its product as uncharacterized. The record is from RefSeq and is a predicted model, not a curated record. NCBI's taxonomy places the organism in Eukaryota, Fungi, Ascomycota, Dothideomycetes, Botryosphaeriales, Aplosporellaceae. The transcript has a single exon. The coding region runs from base 129 to 608 and encodes 159 amino acids.